AUGUCUUCCUUUGCUGUGGUGAGAUUGAUGAUGUUAGCUAUGAGUGGUGUUUUCAUAUUGCAUUACAUGAGGCAUCGGCUCUGAAAUCAUGUAGCUACUAGGUGGCUGGCAUCAUUAGUAGUUAUUCCUGCCUUGCAGAGCAACAAGGUGGACAAAUCUGACAAGCCGGAGGUCAUGGACAACGUCAAAGUGGUUGUGCGAUGUCGCCCGCUAAACCAGAAGGAGAGGAGUAUGGGCCACAAGCAGGCCGUCAGUGUGGAUGAGAACCGAGGGACCAUAACCGUCAACAAACUAGACACCACCCACGAACCGCCCAAGACUUUCACAUUUGACACAGUGUUCGGACCAGACAGCAAACAGCUGGACGUUUACAAUCUGACAGCCCGCCCCAUCAUAGACUCAGUAUUAGAGGGUUACAAUGGUAAGUGGAGAGAGGAUUUGAAAUUAUCUGUCCAUUCACUGUUGCUGACUACACAAUUGCAUUUGAUCAAAUCAAGCUUUAUUUCUACAACACAUUUCAGACAUGCAAUGCAACUUGCUUUCCAGGAGAAAAAAAAACAAUGGAAACAAAAACUGAAAUAUUUACUACACAACAAACAAGAUAAAAAAACAAAAGAAUGACAAACAGAAUUACAAAAAAGCACCCAGAGGAAAAGCAAAGCUAAAAAUGUGUUUUAAGAUCUCUUUUAAAUAUGUACUCAGUUUCGGCCCCCCUCAGGUUCUUUGGCAGGCUAUUCCAGAGGCUGGGGGCAUAAUAACUAAAGGCUGCCUCUCCAUGCGUCUUGGUCCAUGCCUCUAGGCUUUGGGAUAGUUAAAAGGCCAGUGCCAGAGGACCUGAGGGACCUACUGGGUACAUAACUGAAAAGCAUGUCUGACAUGUAUUGGGGUGCACAAUUGUGGAUUGAACCAAUAGAAGAAUCUUAAACUCAAUUAUAAAACUCACAGGCAGCCAGUGCAGAGACCUUAAAACCGGUGUAAUGUGUGCUCUCCGUCUGGUCUUAGUCAGUACCAUGCUGUAGCAUUCUGUAUGUUUUGCAGUUGACCAAUGGCUUUCUUGGGUAGACCAAACAGGAGAGCAUUACAGUAGUCAAGCCUGCUUGUAAUAAAAGCAUGGAUGAGUCUCUCUGUAUCAGCCUGAGAGAGAAACGGCCGCACCUUGGCAAUGUUCCUCAGGUGGUAAAAAGCUGUUGACUGACACUGAGAGGCCUAUUAUCAGAUAGCUUUUGUGAAUUCCCUUUCAGCAUAGGCCCCAUAGUUUAUAAGUGGUAGCCUACAUUCAGAUUUAGUUAUGUGUGCUGUAAGAGUAUGUAUUCAGAUUAGGAGUUUUGCUGUUUCACCCACCAUUCAGGGGCGGUUUCCCGGACACAGAUUGAGCCUAGUAGAGAUUGACCAUUGAGUUUUUUAGUCCCAGGACUAGGCUGCCUGGGAAACCGCCUCUAAAUGUUUUAAUACUGAGCCUGUGUUUUCUCCAGGGACCAUCUUUGCAUACGGACAGACAGGGACAGGAAAGACGUUCACCAUGGAGGGGGUGAGGGCAGUACCAGAGCUCCGAGGAAUAAUCCCCAACUCCUUCGCUCAUGUGUUCGGACACAUCGCCAAAGCAGAGGGCGACACCCGGUAAGGACAUUAACACGAACAGGCAAAACAAUACAACAACACUGGUUCAUUGCCAGGCAAUUGUUUGAUGCAACAUGAUAAGACUGACUUAUUCCUUUCAACCCCUAGGGGAGCAAAAGGCCUCAAACAAACACUGGUUAAGACACUGGUUAAGACACUGGUUAAGACACUGGUUGGAGUCAAUGUAAACAGAAAACGCUUAGGCCUUCAAGAAAAAAGACAGGCACUGUUUUUGACAUGCUUGCUGCUCACAGUAUCUCAGUUUGAGGUUGAUUUUGAAAUAAACAUCUUUCCUCUUAUCCGCAGGUUCUUGGUUCGUGUCUCUUAUCUGGAGAUUUACAAUGAAGAAGUGAGGGAUCUGCUGGGGAAGGACCAGAUGCAGAGGCUGGAGGUUAGAGGAUGUUUCAUAUGAUAUGAUACGCUUCUCAGAAUAAACAUCCCGUUCAUUUAGCAAGAAGUAGCUGUACGAAGCAGCUGUAGAUAUGAAGAACAUUAUCCCAUUAAUAGAUUAACCAUAUAAACAAAACACUGGCGCUAGCUUCAUAGGUAGUAGCUUCUUGGUUUGAUUUGAUUUGAUGACCACAGUGACCAAACGAUAAAGAUGAGCAUGGUUGUUGGUCCCUAGAAGGACAGAACAUUACACAAUACUAGGGGACCAGAAAGGGAACUGAAGAUGAUUGCCUUAUCAUAACUCAUCUCCAUUGGUUUGUGUGACGGGCGGAUGCGGAGAUAAGAUCACAAUAACCAAAUCAAUAAUACAUCAAUGUUAUUGGUUCCUGAAAGGAGAGAACAGGACACAACACAUGAGGAUGGUCGGUGCACAAUUGGUCCAGCUUCGUCCAAGGCAGGGGAGGGUUUGGCCGGCUGGGAUGUCAUAAAUCAUCAGUUAAAUGGACAAUUCCUUCACAGGCUGCAAAUGUGAAACUUGUCGUUUCCUGUGUCACUGCUUCCAAUGCGAAAGCUUUUAGUCCACUUUGAUUCUAAAAGAAGAGACCUCUGCAGAAUUCACCAUGUCUGAACACUGUUCAAUUGGGCCAGACACCAGGAGACAAAUCAAAGUUGUUCUUAACGUGAAAGAAAAGUGAGAAUUUUGUGUAUUUUUACUUGUCUAUGAUGCUGUAAAUGGAUUAUUGUGAGGUUCUCUCGUAACAUGUUUCCACCACUUGUGGGUUUAACAUCCUCAGAAUUGAGCAUGCAUCAGUCCCAACAGCUGUGGUCCUUUGUAGCUCAGUUGGUAGAGCAUGGCGCUUGUAAAGCCAGGGUAGUGGGUUCGAUUCCCCCACCCAUAUGUAAAAUGUAUGCACGCACGACUGUAAGUCGCUUUGGAUAAAAGCGUCUGCUAAAUGGCAUAUUACACAUAUAUUACACAUGUGGGUUCGUUUCCCACGGGGGGCCAGUAUGAAAAAAACAAAAAACAUGUAUGCAUUCACUAACUAUAAGUCGCUCUGGAUAAGAGCGUCUGCUAAAUGACUAAAAUGUAGCUGUAAAUGUAUGGGAUGUUCUCUGUUAAGGGAACUAUAGACGAUUACCCUUCUCAUAAUUCAGUUCUUAGUUUUUAAUACAGGUGAGCAUGAUAACGUUGUUGGUUCCCAGGAGGGAAGAUAUUAAUGUAUAAGAGGAAUGAGAGAGUGUUGCCUGCUCCUAACUCGUGUCAUUGGUUUGUGUGACCGCCAGGUGAAGGAGAGGCCAGAUGUGGGCGUUUACAUCAAGGACCUGUCUGGUUAUGUGGUGAACAACGCUGAUGACAUGGACAGGAUUAUGACAAUGGGGCACAAGAACCGUAAAGAUUCACACAAAGCAUUUAUAAAAGUGUUCUAAGCAUUAUAAUUCAUGAUCAUACAGUAUAUACCAUUUGCCAGACCCCCUCACCAGAGGUUUAUAACCUCAAGGGUCUUUUCCUGAUUUAAAUAAAGGUUACAACACACUCAUGGAAGUUACUAUGACGUGUAACCAAGUUAUUGUAAGUGAACCAAGAAAAUGCAAUCUGAUGAGUUUUUUAUGUUUCUGAAUGUGUUCUUUCUUCCCACCCAGGCUCGGUUGGCUCCACCAACAUGAAUGAACACAGCUCUCGCUCUCAUGCCAUCUUCAGCAUCACCAUCGAGUGCAGUGAGAAGGCCGUGGAUGGAGACCAGCACGUGCGCAUGGGAAAACUCCACCUAGUGGAUUUGGCAGUAAGGAAGUCACAUGAACAUUUACUGUAAAAUAAAAUAAAAGAUAUCAUUUACCUCAACAGAUAAACAGAUGGAAUCUCCCAGAGAGAAAACUUGACGCUUUGAAGGAGUAAGCUAAUUAUUGGUAACUUGGUAUCUGUUUUUUGAGAUAUAAGAACCUAAUCUGUAUAGAUUACCUUCAUACAUUUCUCUGGCUAGGGUUUUCUUAGUCUGCAAUGGGAAUUAUAAUUUUAAUUCCAAUAUAGGAUUUUUAUGAACAUUGAGUCCAAUUAUCAAUUUUGAAAGGCCGCUAGGUGAGGUCAGUAAGGCCAGUUGUUGAGCGUGAUAUUAUCAGAUUCAACAUUUAUUGUGGAAUGGAAAUGUAUCUCUGGCUUUAUAAGGCAUGUGGCUCACACACAGCAAACAGACAGAAAACAGAAAAACACCAGUUAAUCUCUCGCUCUCACACUGUACUCUCUCUUUCUCCCCCCCCCCCCCCCCCCCAGGGUUCUGAGCGUCAGGGGAAGACUGGAGCGACUGGCCAGCGGCUGAAAGAGGCCACUAAGAUCAACCUGUCUCUGUCCACGCUGGGUAACGUAAUCUCAGCCCUGGUGGACGGGAAGAGCACCCACGUCCCCUACAGGAACUCCAAACUCACCCGCCUGCUGCAGGACUCACUGGGGGGAAACUCUAAGACCAUGAUGGUAACUAACAACACUUCCUGCUUAUACGCUAUGGGUACACUCAAAAUGGCUGCCAGUACUCCCAUUAUGGCAUCGUUGACUUGAUUGUGGCGGCCUGUCUACUCAUUCUGGUUGUGUGUUAGCACCCAAUCAGUAUCAAUGGUAGCAAUGACUCAUUAGUUUCCGGUUUUAAUGGCACAUGCACAACAAGGACAGUGAAAUGCCUUUCUUGUAAACUCAAAACCCAACAAUGCAGUAAUCAAUAGCAAUGUAAUACUAGAAUAAAACAGUAAGUAAGUAAGCAGACUAUAUACAGGGUCAGUUCCAAUACCAUAUUUACAAUGUGCAGGGAUACUGGAGUGAUGGAGGUAGAUAUGUAUACGGGUAAGGUGACUAGGCAACAGGAUAUAAGAUAAACAGAGUAGCAGCAGCUUGUAUGUGAGUGGGUGUGCGGUUGUGUAGAGUCAGUAUAAAUGUAUGUGCAUAUUAUGUGUGAGUGAGCAAAUGAUGAAGUAUUUGUGUGUGUGUUGGAGUGAGUGUGUGUGUAGGGCCCUGUGAGUGUGCAUAGAGACAGUGCAAAUAUUUAAAUUAAAAGGUCAAUAAAGACACAAGGUUAACUCAGUCUGUGUAGCUACACUGAACAAAAAUAUAAAACGCAACAUGUAAAGUGUUGGUCCCAUGUUUCAUGAGCUGAAAUAAAAGAUCCCAGAAAUGUUCCAUAUGCACAAAAAGCUUAUUUCUCUCCAAUUUUGUGCACAAAUUUGUUUACAUCCCUGUUAGUGAGCAUUUCUCCUUUGCCAAGAUAAUCCAUCCACCUGACAGGUGUGGCAUAUCAAGAAUCUGAUUAAACAGCAUGAUCAUUACACAGAUGCGCCUUGUGCUGGGGACAAUAAAAGGCCUCUAAAAUGUGCAGUUUUGUCACAACACAAUGCCACAGAUGUCUCAAGUUGAGGGGCGUGCAAUUUUUUACACCGGUCUAAUCGCCAUUGCUCGUGUUUCUUGGCCCAAGCAAGUCACUUCUUCUUAUUGGUGUCCUUUAGUAGUGGUUUCUUUGCAGCAAUUCGACCAUGAAGGCCUGAUUCACGCAGUCUCCUCUGAACAGUUGAUGUUGAGAUGUGUCUGUUACUUGAAACCUGUGAAGCAUUUAUUUGGGCUGCAAUUUCUGAGGCUGGUAACUUUAAUGAACUUAUCCUCUGCAGCGGAGGUAACUCUGGGUCUUCCUUUCCUGUGGCGGUCCUCAUGAUAGCCAGUUUAAUCAUAGCGCUUGAUGGUUUUUGCGAAGUUCUUGAAAUGUUCCGGAUUGACUGACCUUCAUGUCUUAAAGUAAUGAUGGACUGUCGUUUCUCUUUGCUUAUUUGAGCUGUUCUUGCCAUAAUAUGGACUUGGUCUUUUACCAAAUAGGGCUAUCGUCUGUAUACCACCCCUACCUUGUCACAACACAACUGAUUGGCUCAAACACAUUAAGGAAAUAAAUUCCACAAAUUAACUUUUAAGAAGUUACACCUGUUAAUUGAAAUUAAUUCCAGGGGACUACCUCAUUAAGCUGGUUGAGAGAAUGCCAAGAGUCAUCAAGGCAAAGGGUGGCUACUUUGAAGAAUCUGAAAUAUAUUUUGAUUUGUUUAACACUUUUUCUUCAAAAUAAACUUUUGACUGGUACUGUAUAUACAAAUAUUUAAUUUGUUAAUAUUAAGUCUGUUCUUUCAUAAAAAGGUCUGAUUUGGCUCUGUCAUCAUAUGUAUUGUAUUCUCAUAAACCUUUUCAACGGUCAGUGUGCGAACAUCGGCCCAGCGGACUAUAACUACGACGAGACCAUCAGCACGCUCCGUUACGCCAACCGGGCCAAGAACAUCAAGAACAAAGCCCGGAUCAAUGAGGACCCCAAGGAUGCCCUGCUACGGCAGUUCCAGAAGGAGAUUGAAGAGCUUAAGAAGAAACUCCAAGAAGGUUAGUUAGUGUUCCACUCUAUUAAUGCUGUCUUAGACUUUAAGGGCUGGUUUCCCAUGUUCCUAGUCAUAGACUGAAAAGCAUGCUUAGUGGAGAAUCGUUUUAGUCCAGGACUAGUCUUAAUCUAUUUCUAGUUAACCUUCGCUUAGGGUUUAAGGAGAGUAAGCCUUUGCUUAGGGUUUAAGGAGAGUUAACCUGCGCUUAGCGUUUAAGGAGAGUUACAGUGGCAUGCGACGGUAUUCACCCCUGAUUUGUACUUCUCCACAACUUUGUCCCUGACCUGUUUGGAGAGCUCCUUGGUCUUCAUGGUGCCGCUUGCUUGGUGGUGCCCCUUGCUUAGUGGUGUUGCAGACUCUGGGGUCUUUCAGAACAGGUGUAUAUAUAUACUGAGAUCAUGUGACAGAUCAUGUGACACUUAGAUUGCACGCAGGUGGACUUUAUUUAACUAAUUAUGUGACUUCUGGAGGUAAUUGGUUGCACCAGAUCUUAUUUAGGGGCUUCAUAGCAAAGGGGGUGAAUACAUAUGCACGCACCACUUUUCCGUUAUUUAUUUUUUAGAAUUUUUGAAAACAAGUUAUUUUUUAAAUUUCACUUCACCAAUUUGGACUAUUUUGUGUAUGUCCAUUACAUGAAAUCCAAAUAAUAAUCCAUUUAAAUUACAGGUUGUAAUGCAACAAAAUAGGAAAAACGCCAAGGGGGAUGAAUAAUAAAGGGUUUAAGGAAAGUUUGUAACUACAUUUUGUUGUGUUCUGCUGUUCCAGGGGAAGAGAUCUCAGGGUCGGAGGGCAGUGGAUCAGAGGAGAUGGAUGAAGGAGAUGACGAGGGAAGAGGAGGAAGGAAACGGAGAGGUAAGGGGACCCGUUCUUCCUGUCUCCCAACAGGAGUGUGUGAAUGGUACUUUGGCUCCUUAUGAAGGGCACUAGGUCUCUGUGAAGGGCACUAGGUCUCUGUGAAGGGCACUAGGCUUCUAUGAAGUGUACUGGGCUUUGGUCAAAAGGGAAUAGGAUGCUAUUUGGGAUGCAGUAGAGGACUGCUCCCCAGUCCCCAAGUCCCCCGAUGCUUUUUAAAAGUUAAUAUAUGAAGAAAAUAGGUUUCAGAGAAGAGUUGGGUUUGUUUCUGGCAACUCUGCUCCCAGCACUGCAGGAGAAAGAUUCACUCUUAAUACAACGGGGAAGAAACUGAUGCAUGACUUCUUGCACACAUACUCAUCUUAGUAAUUUGUUGUUGAUGCUAUCAUCAAAGGUUUGUCCGCCCACAUGGGAAUGAUUUGUCAGCCAGAUGUUAGACAUGAUUAUUAGUGCGGGCUUUUUUCCUUAUGACUAAAAUGAGUCUGCAUCCCCUUUCUAAAUAAUCACACUAAAAGUACCUAGAAGACGUGUAGAGACAGAGAGAGAGCAUGGCCUCUGUGUGUGUCUGGCAUAUUAAACACUAAACAGGUUUCGGUAGAGUCAGCUAGGAAGUCCCCCAAGGCGCAGUCACCUUGCCCUUUAGGCAAAAGGUGUACACAGCGACAGUGCCUUCAGAAAGUAUUCACACCCCUUGACUUAUUCCACAUUUUGUUCUGUUACAGCCUGAAUUAAAAAAUGAUUAAAUUGAUGUUUUUCUCUCACCCAUCUACACACAAUAUCCCAUAAUGACAGUGAAAAUAUGUUUUUAGAAAUUCUUGCAAAUGUAUUGAAAAUGAAAUACGUAAGUAUUCACACCCCUGAGUCAAUACAUGUCAGAAUCACCCUUGGCAGCGAUUACAGCUGUGAGUUCUGGGUAAGUCUCUUAAGAGCUUUCCACACCUGGAUUGUACAAUAUUUGCCCAUUAUUAUUUUCAAAAUUCUUCAAGCUCUGUCAAAUUCGAUCAUUGCUAGACAACCAUUUUCAGGUCUUGCCAUAGAUUUUCCAAGUAGAUUUAAGUCAAAACUGUAACUCGGCCACUCAGGAACAUUAACUGUCUUCUUGGUAAGCAACUCCAGUGUAUAUUUGGCCUUGUGUUUUAGGUUAUUGUCCUGCUGAAAGGUGAAUUAAUUUCCCAGUGUCUGGUGGAAAGCAGACAACCAGGUUUUUGUCUAGGAUUUUGCCAGUGCUUAGCUCCAUUCCGUUUCUUUUUUAUCCUGAAAAACUCCCCAAAACCUUAAUGAUUACAAGCGUAACAAUUACCAUAACAUGAUGUAGCCACCACUUUGCCUGAAAAUAUGGAGAGUGCUACUCAGUAAUAUGUUGAAAUGUUUGGGGAAAAUCCAAAACACGUUGUGUUCAGGACAAAAAGUGAAUUGCUUUGCCACAUUUUUGGCAGUAUUAUUUUACUGCGUUGUUACAAACAGGAUGCAUGUUUUGUAAUAUUUUUUAUUCUGUACAGGCUUUCUUUUCACUCUGUCAAAUAGGUUAGUAUUGUGGAGUCAAAUAGGUUAAUGUUGAUCCAUCCUCAGUUUUCUCCUAUCACAGCCAUUAAACUCUAACUGUUUUAAAGUCACCAUUGGCCUCAUGUUGAAAUCCCUGAGCAGUUUCCUUCCUCUCCGGCAACUGAGUUAGGAAGGACGCCUGUAUCUUUCUUGUGACUGGGUGUAUUGAUACACCAUCCAAAGUGUAACUAAUAACUUCACUAUGCUCAAAGGGAUAUUUAAUGUCUGCUUCGUUUAUUUUAACCCAUCUACCAAUAGGUGCCCUUCUUUGCGAGGCAUUGGAAACCUCCCUGGUCUUUGUGGUUGAAUCUGUGUUUGGAAUUCAUUGCUCGACUGAGCGACCUUACAGAUAAUUGCAUGUGUGGGCUACAGAGAUGAGGUAGUCAUUCAAAAAUCAUGUUAAACACUAUUAUUACACACAUAGUCCAUGCGACUUAGUUUAGGCUUGCCAUAACAAAGGGGUUGAAUACUUAUUGACUCAAGACAUUUCAGCUUUUCAUUUUUAAUUCAUUUGUAAACAUUUAGAAAAACAUAAUUCCACUUUGACAUUAUGGGGUAUUGUGUGUAGGUCAGUGACAACAAGAUCUAAAUAUAGACCACUUAAAAUUCAGGCUGUAACAACAAAAUGUGAAAAAAGUCAAGGGGUGUGAAUACUUUCUGAAGGCACUGUUCGCGUCAGAAUGAUCGGUCGCACACAAUCCUCAAAGUAUUACUGUAUUUAUUGGGACCUCCUGAUACUCUUUAAUACACUGCUAUAAUAGUAUAGCUAGUGCCUUGACAGUUUUUCUUGGUCAUGUGACCUGAUCAGGAAAAACUCUGGGCCCUGUGUAUAACCUUGUAGCCUUGGUGCUCUUUAAAUUAGAUGUUGGAUUCUAAUGGUGAUGCACUGUACAUUAUUGUGUGUGUGUGUGUGUGUGUGUGUGUGUGUGUGUGUGUGUGUGUGUGUGUGUUAGGGCUUGGCGAUAUGGCCUAAAAAUCAUCUUAAAAAAAAAAAAGUCUUAUUAUUAUGUGCGGUUCACGAUAUACACUGAGGACACCCGCUCUUUCCAUGAAAUAGACUGACCAGGUGAAUCCAGUUGAAAGCUAUGAUCCCUUAUUGAUGUCACUUGUUAAAUACAUUUCAAUCAGUGUAGAUAAAGGGGAGGAGACAGGUUAAAAGAAGGAUGUUAAAGCCUUGAGACAAUUGAGACAUGGAUUUUGUAUGUUGUCAUUCAGAGGGUGAAUGGGCAAGACAAAAGAUUGAAAGUGCCUUUGAACGGGGUAUGGUAGUAGGUGCCAGGCGCACCGGUUUAAGAACUGCAACGCUGCUGGGUUUUUCAUGUUCAACAGUUUCCCGUGUGUCUCAAGGAUGGUCCACCACCCAAAGGACAUCCAGCCAACUUGACACAACUGUGGGAAGCAUUGGAGUCAACAUGGGCCAGCAUCCCUGUGGAACGCUUUCGACACCUUGUAGAGAGUCCAUGCCCCGAUGAAUUGAUGCUGUUCUGAGGGUGGUGCUACUCAAUAUUGGAAGGUGUUCUUAAUGUUUUUUACACUCAGUGUAGUUUAACCUGCUUUUUUCCAAUAAUCACUGUCCUGGCUUGUCUGUCUAUGAAAAUGCCCUUUUGGUUACAGAUCUGGGUGCAGUUUGAGGAGUUGAAAGGUUAACUUCUCCUCUAUUACAGUAAAAUAAUGUCUCAAUGCGUUUUCGGUGUCCAUAUGACCGGUUCUGUUGGACCAAACCUAAAAUGCAAAUAGCGAGUUGAAACUGCUUGUUGUCAGAUAGGAGGAAGUGAUCUCUAGUCUUUGUUGUUGUGAGUGGGAGGGGCUUGGUGCACAGUGCACACAGCACUGAAGGAGACAAGACCAUAAAGCAGUGCAGUUUGAGGAGUUGAAAGGUAAAAUAAUGUCUCAAUGCCAAACUGGAGAUGUCGUUUUUUUUUUGCCUUGAUUAUUGCCAUACAGGCAUUUGGAACAUCGCACUAAAACAUACCUUUAAAUGAGUUUGAUAUAUCGCCCAUCCCUAGUGUGUGUGUGUGUGUGUACCUGUGUGUGUGUGUGUGUGUGUGCGUGCGUGCGUCCACUGUCCAUGUGCUGCUUAAUGUAGCUGGUUAUAUCAAGCGCUUAGGAUUGGCUUGUAGGCUGGUUGCUCUCCAGGUUUGUUGCUCUUUCUCUAUGACCCCAUCCACCCCAUCUCGCUCUCUCUGUGGUCGGCGUGUCCCUGGAGCCUCUCUCUCUUUCUCCUCUCUCCGUAUCCUGUCUCUCCCUCCCUCUCCCCAUCCUUCCAUCAGCCCCCCCUGUCCUCUCGCCAUCUCUGUCUGUGUUUGACGUGUCCCUGUUGAGUGUCUACUCUACUCUGUGUUGCAGGCGGUAGCUCCAGUAGCUCAGACUGCUCUGUAGCACCACAGACCACUGAGGAGAAACCCAAGGCUCAGACUAGUGAGUGGGAGCAGCUUGCUGUCUGCACUACCAACCCUACCACCCCUACCACCAAAUGCUAGUUAAUAUGGUCCAGGGACCGUAUUCACAAAGCGUCCCAGAGUUGGGAGUGCUGAUUAUAGGAUCUGUUUUGCCUUUUAGGCCUAUCAUAAUGAUGUUAUGGACAAGCGGACCUGAUCCUAGGUCAGCACUCUUACUCUAAGAAGCUUGAUAGGCCCAGGCCUACAUACUGGCUCUGAUCUGUAGGUGCUUUGGCUAACUCCUCAGAAUAUUGUUGACAGGCGUUGUCUAAAGCAUGUAUUCCUCAGGACCAGGCUAACCAACCAUCCCCUCCUAAUGUUAACCUGCCCUGCCUGCCUGCCCUGCCUGCCUGCCCUGCCAGUCCUAUAGAUAUAAGGUACACAGCCUUCCCCUGCCAGUCCUAUAGAUAUAAGGUACACAGCCUUCCCCUGCCAGUCCUAUAGAUAUAAGGUACACAGCCUUCCCCUGCCAGUCCUAUAGAUAUAAGGUACACAGCCUUCCCCUGCCAGUCCUAUAGAUAUAAGGUACACAGCCUUCCCCUGCCAGUCCUAUAGAUAUAAGGUACACAGCCUUCCCCUGCCAGUCCUAUAGAUAUAAGGUACACAGCCUUCCCCUGCCAGUCCUAUAGAUAUAAGGUACACAGCCUUCCCCUGCCAGUCCUAUAGAUAUAAGGUACACAGCCUUCCCCUGCCAGUCCUAUAGAUAUAAGGUACACAGUCCAAAUGCCCCUACAAACAGCAAUACAAACUGCUUUCUACAAUCUUCAUUGUGGGGGAUAGAGUUGAACCCAAGAAGGAGAAUGUCUCAGCGUACUGGGGGGAUAGAGUUGAACCCAAGAAGGAUGAUGUCUCAGCGUACUGGGGGGAUAGAGUUGAACCCAAGAAGGAUGAUGUCUCAGCUGACUGUGGGGAUAGAGUUGAACCCAAGAAGGAGGAUGUCUCAGCGUACUGGGGGGAUAGAGUUGAACCCAAGAAAGAUGAUGUCACAGCGUACUGGGGGGAUAGAGUUGAACCCAAGAAGGAGAAUGUCUCAGCGUACUGGGGGGAUAGAGUUGAACCCAAGGAGGAGAAUGUUUUAGCGUACUGGGGGGAUAGAGUUGAACCCAAGAAGGAUGAUGUCUCAGCGUACUGGGGGGAUAGAGUUGAACCCAAGAAGGAUGAUGUCUCAGCGUACUGGGGGGAUAGAGUUGAACCCAAGAAGGAUGAUGUCUCAGCGUACUGGGGGGAUAGAGUUGAACCCAAGAAGGAUGAUGUCUCAGCGUACUGGGGGGAUAGAGUUGAACACAAGAAGGAUGAUGUCUCAGCGUACUGGGGGGAUAGAGUUGAACCCAAGAAGGAUGAUGUCUCAGCGUACUGGGGGGAUAGAGUUGAACCCAAGAAGGAUGAUGUCUCAGCGUACUGGGGGGAUAGAGUUGAACCCAAGAAGGAUGAUGUCUCAGCGUACUGGGGGGAUAGAGUUGAACCCAAGAAGGAUGAUGUCUCAGCGUACUGGGGGGAUAGAGUUGAACCCAAGAAGGAUGAUGUCUCAGCGUACUGGGGGGAUAGAGUUGAACCCAAGAAGGAUGAUGUCUCAGUUGACUGGGGGGAUAGAGUUGAACCCAAGAAGGAUGAUGUCUCAGCGUACUGGGGGGAUAGAGUUGAACCCAAGAAGGAUGAUGUCUCAGUUGACUGGCGGGAUAGAGUUGAACCCAAGAAGGAGAAUGUCUCAGCGUACUGGGGGGAUAGAGUUGAACCCAAGAAGGAUGAUGUCUCAGCUGACUGGGGUUGAUAGAGUUAAACCCAAGAAGGAGAAUGUCUCAGCGUACUGUGGGGAUAGAGUUGAACCCAAGAAGGAGGAUGUCUCAGCGUACUGGGGGGAUAUAGUUGAACCCAAGAAGGAGAAUGUCUCAGUUGACUGGGGGGAUAGAGUUGAACCCAAGAAGGAUGAUGUCUCAGUUGACUGGGGGGAUAGAGUUGAACCCAAGAAGGAUGAUGUCUAAGCGUACUGGGGGGAUAGAGUUGAACCCAAGAAGGAUGAUGUCUCAGUUGACUGGCGGGAUAGAGUUGAACCCAAGAAGGAGAAUGUCUCAGCGUACUGGGGGGAUAGAGUUGAACCCAAGAAGGAGGAUGUCUCAGCGUACUGUGGGGAUAGAGUUGAACCCAAGAAGGAGGAUGUCUCAGCGUACUGGGGGGAUAUAGUUGAACCCAAGAAGGAGAAUGUCUCAGUUGACUGGGGGGAUAGAGUUGAACCCAAGAAGGAUGAUGUCUCAGUUGACUGGGGGGAUAGAGUUGAACCCAAGAAGGAUGAUGUCUCAGCGUACUGGGGGGAUAGAGUUGAACCCAAGAAGGAUGAUGUCUCAGCGUACUGGGGGGAUAGAGUUGAACCCAAGAAGGAUGAUGUCUCAGCGUACUGGGGGGAUAGAGUUGAACCCAAGAAGGAGAAUGUCUCAGCGUACUGUGGGGAUAGAGUUGAACCCAAGAAGGAGGAUGUCUCAGCGUACUGGGGGGAUAGAGUUGAACCCAAGAAGGAUGAUGUCUCAGCGUACUGGGGUUGA
Messenger RNA from Coregonus sp. 'balchen', 13756 nucleotides. NCBI's taxonomy places the organism in Eukaryota, Metazoa, Chordata, Actinopteri, Salmoniformes, Salmonidae. The record is from the annotation of a GenBank genome assembly.